Rangifer tarandus platyrhynchus (Svalbard reindeer) is the source of this 726-nucleotide messenger RNA. The record is from the annotation of a GenBank genome assembly. NCBI's taxonomy places the organism in Eukaryota, Metazoa, Chordata, Mammalia, Artiodactyla, Cervidae.
AUGCCGCUGAGCUGCAGCUCCUGGUCUAUUUUGAGAAGCCUCCUGUUUCCUCUGCUGCCUGGGGCCAUGUGGUGGCUUCAGGUCUCUGCUCACGGGAGGGGCUCCGAGCCGGACCUUGUCCUUCCUCGGUGCCUCACCCCCAGCCCUUUCCUUCCACGUGGCCUGAGCCCCCACGUCCUGACUCCCAGCUCAGGCCCCACAGCUUCAGCCAGGAGGGGCAAAGGUCAGGUGCCCAAAGGGGGCUUUGCAGUGGGGGUUGGUCACUUGUUGGCAAUAUGGAGAACGUGGGGAACUGGGGUUGGCCUCCCCAUUGUCCGGGCUCAGCCCCUGCCUGCCCAGGCCCCCGCUUCUGCAAGCCUGCCCACCACCCCCAUGGCUGUCAGCAUCCUCGGGUCCCCAGCAGCAGUUAUCACUGCUGGGGUUGAGCACUGGGUGGAGUCAUCUGUAUUCCCAUAUGCGGCUUCCUCCAGAGUGACCUCAGAGGCCCACAGAGAAACACAGCCACCCAGAAGGCUGACCCGGCCAGGAGGCCGGACAGUCCACUGGCUUGCUGCGUGGCUGGUCUUAAUUACCCCAGUCACCCCGUCAGAAACCUGGGAGCCGCCCUUGCCUCCUCUCCUGCCCCUCCUCCUCCUAGCACAGAGCUCUGACCCUGGUGUGCCACAUCCCUCAUUUACUAGAUCCGUGACCUUUCAUCUCUCUGUGCCUCGAUUUAUUCAUUUGUGA